This is a messenger RNA of Salvelinus namaycush (lake trout), 3333 nucleotides long. RefSeq names its product basonuclin 1 (gene bnc1). The transcript is spliced from 6 exons. Gene Ontology annotation, biological process: regulation of transcription by RNA polymerase I. Bases 1 to 3270 code for a protein of 1089 amino acids. NCBI's taxonomy places the organism in Eukaryota, Metazoa, Chordata, Actinopteri, Salmoniformes, Salmonidae. Gene Ontology annotation, cellular component: nucleus. The record is from RefSeq and is a predicted model, not a curated record.
AUGGUCCGUCAGCGAGGGGCUUCUGCUGCAGCCUGCACCCCCUCCAGCCAGUCCCAGGGCGUGAUCCGCCCCUCUGCGCCCCAGCCUUCCCCCCCUCCUACAGCCCCCUUGAGCCCCACUCCACCCCAGCCCUGCGCUGCCACCGAGAGGCUUUGCCAGGCGAUCUGCUGCACCUUGGUGAACUGUACCUGUGAUAGUUUCAAACCUGGGAAACUGAAGAAAAGGCUGUGUGAGCACUGCAAGCAUGGAUGGGUAGCGCACGCUCUGAGCAAGCUGAAGCUGCACCACAUGUACCAGGGCAGCCAGGUGGAGAUCGUCCACUCCAACGUGGUCUUUGACAUCUGCAGCCUGAUGCUCUACGGGACCCAGGCAAUCCCAGUCAGACUAAAGAUCCUGCUGGACAGGCUGUUCAGUGUCCUGAAACAGGAGGAGGUCAUCCAGAUUCUCAACGCAUUGGACUGGACCCUACAGGACUACAUCCGAGGAUACGUCCUACAGGACAUAGCAGGGAAGGUGUUGGACCGCUGGGCCAUCAUGACGUUCGAGGAGGAGAUUGCUACGCUGCAGCAGUUCCUCCGCUUCGGUGAGACCAAGUCCAUUGUAGAGCUGAUGGCGCUACAGGACAAGGAGGGCCAGGCCGUGCUGGUCCCCAGCACCCGCACCAACUCAGAUAUCCGCACCUUCAUCGAGCGCAGCACCCCGCGCACUGCCACCAGCAACACCGUCCUGACCCCCAAGGUGGAGAAACUGUCCAAAGCGCACCACUUUGAGAACUUUAUUAAUAGCAUGGCGUUUAUGUUACCAUUUCAACUGUUGGGCUCCGUGCCAGCGCCUCUCCUGGGGUCGCCACUGGGGGCGCUGCAGCAGCAGCAAGGGGGGCAGAUGGCACAGGGGCAGAGACGGGGGGACGAGAACCCCAACGUCCUCCCCCUCCCCGGGCCGCCUCCCACCGAGAGCAGCCUGGUGGGCUCUAGCUCCGCCUCAUUCACCUCUGACCUGGACAGGGGUGGAGACAACCCUAUGGACGGCCUCUCGGCCACACCCAAGAUGGAGGCUGAGGACUUCCCCACCAGCGACAACUACUCGGACGGCCGCUCCACACCCUGCACCCCCUCCAUGAUGAACUCUGACUUUACCCAGAUGUCCCCGGAUAGCAAGCUCCAACGCUCCAUGGACCGGAACGGGGGAGGUGGGGGAGGAAGUCUCAAGAAGGGGCGUGUGUACUGCAGUGCGUGCGACAAGACCUUCUACGACAAGGGCACGCUGAAAAUCCACUACAACGCUGUGCACCUGAAGAUCAAGCACAAGUGCACCAUCGACGGCUGCAACAUGGUGUUCAGCUCGCUGCGCAGCCGCAACCGCCACAGCGCCAACCCCAACCCACGCCUGCACAUGCCCAUGAACCGCAACAACCGCGACAAGGACCUGCGAGGCGGCGGGAGCCUUUCGGCCGACGAAGACUCCGAAGCAAGCGACAAACCGCGGUCUGAGUACCCCCACUCAUCCAUCCCGGUGUCCCUGACCUCAUCCCCCGACAGCCAGAAGUCGGUUGCCAGCUACAUGGUGAGUCAUGUGGACUCCACCACCAGCAGCACCAAGCUGCACCACAGCAGCUCCUUCCCCAGCAUGGGGCACCUGGGCCACGGCAUCCUCUUCCCCAACCUGAAGACAGUGCAGCCUGUGCUGCCUUUCUACCGGAGCCUGGUGACCCCUGCCGAGCUGGCCAACAGUCCCGGCCAACACCUCCCCUCCCUCUCCUCCUCUCUUCCCCUCAAACCUACCUCCAUCACCGCCCCAGACGCCUGCGGUGCCAUCAUGGACCCUGUGCCCAAGAAGAAGUCGCGGAAGUCGAGCAUGCCCAUCAAGAUCGAGAAGGAAGCGGUAGAGAGGGAGGGAAGAAUGGGGGAGGACAGCGGUUCAGAGGACAUGAGCCCUAUACAGGGCAGGGACAAGGAGGAGUGCAGGGAACAAGAGGAGGACAAAGACGAAAAAGAAGAGGGAUCCCGGCAGGCAGAGACCGGUAUGAUCACCUGCGCCUCAUCACCCUAUGAUGGAAAACUCAACCACAGAGAGAACCACAGCCUCUCUCUGAGCAGAGACCACACAGAGACAGAGGGAGAGGAGGGCGACCAACCAACCUCCCGGCACCAAGACAAGCCGUGCGACGACAUGGACCACCGACUGACCAACGGUGGUUUGUUCAGACUAGGCGACAGAGGGAAGGAUGGACCAGAGGGCUGUAUGGAAGACUACACCGACUCUAGCCUCCUGCAGUCUCGUAUGGACUCUGAGGAGGGGCCACUGGACAGGGAUGACCUUCCACACCACUGUGAGAUCUGCAGCAAGACGUUCAACAACCAGUACAGUGUGAAGAUGCACUACCGCAACGUGCACCUGAAGGAAAUGCACAUGUGCACGGUGGCUGGCUGCAAUGCUGCCUUCCCCUCCCGCAGGAGCAGAGACAGGCACAGCUCCAACCUCAACCUCCACCACAAGCUGUUGACCAAAGACCUGUACAGCCCAUCACCCCGCUCCCUCUACUCCCCAGCCUCCCUCUGCAGGGACAAAGACCCUGUCAGCCUGGACUACCGCCAGGACCUGAGAGACCUCCAGAGGGAUAGAGAGCUCCAGAGAGACCCAGGCAGCCAGACGUCCGUCAUCUUCAGAGGACACAACCGCAUGGGCCUGGUCUUCCCCAUGAGCAAGAUGGCCAACCAAAGGACAGGGGAGAAUGCAGGAGAGGAGCUGGGAGGAGGAGGAGGGGUGGAGGAGGGGGCGAUACUGGACCUAAGUACGUCAUCGUCUGUACCUCCUCGUGGGGGCGGCAGCGCCCGUUCCUCCUGGGACUCGGAUGGGGCAGGCAGCGAGGAAGGGGAGGGGGAGGGGCUAGAGGAGGAGCCUCUGCCAAUGGAGGAGGACAGCGAUGGGGAAAGCUGUGACGAGAUUGGUCUAGGAGGCCCCGGUGGGGAAGGAUUAGGUUCGGGCGGGGAGAGGACCCUGGGCUGUGUGGGGGGAGGACAGGUGGGGCCGCAGGGGGGCGGAGGUGGCUCACCCAUUACCUGCCACGUGUGCCAGAAGGUAUACAGCAACAAGGGGACGUUCAGAGCCCACUACAAGACUGUCCACCUGCGCCUGCUGCACAAGUGUAAAGUCCCAGGCUGCGACACCACAUUCUCGUCAGUACGGAGCCGUAAUAGACACAGCCAGAACCCCAACCUGCACCGCAACCUGACUGGCAGUGGCGGCGGCACCACUCUAGACCAGGAGUAGGGCCUUGCUUCAGCUCACACAGACCCUGAUUCACUCUCACUGUAUUCUUUAGUCUUUGUUUAU